This is a messenger RNA of Lepus europaeus (European hare), 693 nucleotides long. It is a transcript of the gene IL17C, whose product is annotated as interleukin 17C. Lineage: Eukaryota; Metazoa; Chordata; Mammalia; Lagomorpha; Leporidae. The coding region runs from base 1 to 693 and encodes 230 amino acids. The transcript has 3 exons. The record is from RefSeq and is a predicted model, not a curated record. Gene Ontology annotation, molecular function: cytokine activity. Gene Ontology annotation, cellular component: extracellular region. Gene Ontology annotation, biological process: inflammatory response.
AUGCAAGCAGGGGGCGUCUUGGAGAGGAGCCGUGCUCGGACUCACUCCAGCGAGUACAGGCCCUGGGACCGCGUCCCCUGUACCACUGAAGCUCAGAUCCUCCCUGGAAUCCUGCUUCUGACCUGGCUGCCCGCCAGCCUGGCCCACCCCGGAACCCCACUCUGGAGAGGCGCCCAUGCCCACAGCUGGGGGGCCCCUCGCUGCUACUCGGCUGAAGAACUGGGCUCUAGCCAGACCCCGCCACACCUGCUGGCCCGAGGUGCCCGGUGGGAGCAGGCCUUGCCUGUAUCUCUGGUGUCCAGCCUGGAGGCGGCAGGCCACCGGAGGCGGCACAAGGGGCUCCCGGCUGGGCCCCACUGCCCAGUGCUGCGGCCGGAGGAGGUGUUGGAGGCAGAGACCCACCAGCGCUCCAUCUCGCCCUGGACGUACCGCGUGGACACGGACGAGAACCGCUACCCCCCGAAGCUGGCGUUCGCCGAGUGCCUGUGCCGGGGCUGCAUCAGCACCAGGACGGGCCGGGAGACCCGAGCGCUCAGCUCGGUGCAGCUGCACCAGAGCCUCCUGGUGCUGCGCCGCCGGCCCUGCUCCCGCCACGGCUCGGGGCCGCCCACGCCCGGGGCCUUCGCCUUCCACGCCGAGUUCAUCCGCGUGCCGGUCGGCUGCACCUGCGUCCUGCCGCGGUCGGCCCGGUGA